Leptidea sinapis is the source of this 5897-nucleotide messenger RNA. It is a transcript of the gene Smyd4-4, whose product is annotated as SET and MYND domain-containing protein 4. Gene Ontology annotation, molecular function: protein binding. Lineage: Eukaryota; Metazoa; Arthropoda; Insecta; Lepidoptera; Pieridae. Bases 1 to 1803 code for a protein of 600 amino acids. The transcript has 2 exons. The record is from RefSeq and is a predicted model, not a curated record.
AUGAUAAUUGAUGAAUUGUAUGAAAAUGUUAUACAAAAACUCACAUCAGAUGGUAAAAUAAACCAAAUUUCUGAAGUACUAGCAACAUGUGUCAAUAAUGAAGAGAGAGUAUUACUGCUGUUUGAAAUUAUCACUGAUUUAGACUAUUUUCCACAAAUGAAAGUGUUCCCAAAAACUGAUGAAAUGUCUAAGCACUACCGUCUCCAAGGCAACCAUUACUAUACAAAACGAGACAACCACAAAGCUUUACAAUAUUAUAAUGUAUCACUGCUUACUGCUCCAUUGAAUUCAGAAAGUUUUGCCACUGCACUAUCAAAUAGAUCAGCUGUACUUUUUGCAUUAAAAAAAUAUAAAGACUGCAUACAGGAUAUAAACUUAUUUUUUACAUUAAAGCAUCCAGUUAAUUUGAAAGAUAAGUUGAUUAAAAGAAAGGAACUUUGUGAAGAAGGCUUAAAAAGAGUUGAAGAGGAAAAAGAAAACCCUGAAAUUUCAGAUAUUUUGACAUUCACAAGUGAUAAAAACGACAGAUAUUUAUGUGCAAGUUCAAAGCUUGAAGUGGUAUACAAUAAAGAAAUGGGUAGACAUGUUGUUGCAAAGGAAAAUAUUAAGGUUGGUGAAAUGGUUGCAGAAGAAGAACCAUACUUUCCUUUAUUAUUAAAGUCACAAAUUUUAUUUAGCUGUAGUAACUGUCUAUCACGACAAUGUCAUCUAAUACCAUGCAAUACUUGUUGUUUUGCACUCUAUUGCAAUGAAGAAUGUAGAGAAAGAGCAUGGAAAGAAUAUCACAAAGUGGAAUGCUGUCUUAUGGCGACAUUCAUUAGCAUGGCUUUUACUAAAAUUGAACUGUUAGCUCUUAGGACUGUAAUCAAAGCCCGUACUGACCAUUCUGAUUGGAAUGGCUUAUAUCUGACCAUUGAAGAAGCAGAGGCAAACAUCAAUACUAAAAAUCAUGGAUGUGUCAAGAUAGGGGAUAAAUGGAUUUAUGACUCUAAAUAUUAUGCUUCAAUACAUACAUUAGAAACAAAUGUUGAUAAGAGAUCUGCAUCAGAUAUUUUUCAGAAAGCUGUGACAUCUGCAAUCUUUUUAAACUUUCUUAGUGAAAACACGGACUUUUUGAAUGCUGAUACUGUAGAGGAAGAGGCAAAGGCUACUAAGUGUGUUGCUGGAUUACUGCUGCUUCAUGCAAUGACGACUCCCACUAAUAUGCAUGGGAUUAGUGCUAAUAGUGACACAUAUAGAACUGGCACAUACACAGAUGUUGUUAGCCUUGCAAGUGCUGCAUACGCUUUUCAUAGCUUGUUGAAUCACUCAUGUGCACCAAACAUUGUACGAUUUACCAAAUUAGGAACAGCAACAAUCACAUCAUUUGCACUCCGACCCAUUGCAAAGGGAACACAGAUAUUUGAUAACUAUGGUUCACAUCAUGCUAUAGCAGACAAAGUUGAGAGACAGUCAUGCCUACGAUAUCAAUACAAAUUUGCCUGCAUGUGUGAAGCUUGUGUUUACGGAUGGCCAACAUAUAUAAGCAUGAGACCUUCAAAAAGAUUGCCCACCAAAGUAACUAGAAGUAAGAGCAAGUAUUUAAGUCAUAAUAUUAUUGAAAAAUUACAAUGUGGUGACAAGGAAACAGCGAUAAAAGUAUUUCGCAGGCUCUGUAGUUUGUGCAUGGAAUUGGAAAGCUAUGCGCCUUGUAUGGAGCUUUGCGAUUGCCAAGAGGGCUUGAAACAAUGUCUGAGUAUCUUUGAGGGUCUCAUACCAUACGGUUUCAGUACAUCAAUUGAAUGGCACACUUAUCAAUUCUGACAUUAUCAGAGAUACAUUCAAUUUGUUCUUAUCAUUUCACUCACAUUUUUUAUAUUAUCAUUAUGUGAGAUAGAUUUAAGCGAUGUGAUUAGCUCUAUAAUGCUAAAACUACAAGAGGCAGGAAAUUAUUACGCCGAUAUAUGCCUAUAUAUUUUUGAAUUAAUAUUUGAAUAACGUAAUAACGGUAUUGGUGUAAGCUCUCAUGUGGUAAAUCUCGCUAUUUGUUAAAAUAAUAGUCCUAUAUACCUUUUAUUAAAUGUAAGCAUUUUAGAUUUGUGUGCCAAUAUUUUUUUUGUAUUAUUGUUGCUUUAUUUGUGAGUUCUGGUGAGUGUUAUUUUAAAUAAAAAAUUGUAGUGAUAAGAUUUAAUGUAAAAAUCAUUAUAUUGAAAAUAUUUUGACAAGAAUAUAUUUAAAGAGCUUAGAUAAUCUAUAUCUCUAGAUAGAGCUUGCUGUUAAGAUGACAGCUACGUUUUACACUCAUGAUAUGUAAGUCACAUUGUUUUAGUGUGUGUGCGUUGCUGAAAAUAGAGGUUUGUAGUUCGUCGCUAUUUUAUCGACGUGUUCACAUCAGUCACAGUCUAUCUAAUCGUCGUCACUUUUUGUUAUUAAAGCAUAGAACAUAGAGACAUUGCGAGAACCGCAUGAACUAUCGCAUUGGUCUUAUUUAUAUAAGUAAUUACAGCCAUCUUAAAAUACUCGAGCCUUUACGUCUGAACUCAAAUACAACUUAACACAAUGAGUGCUGAAAUACAAGAGCUGUGGUUCAUCGACUAACGCGGGUGUGGUGCGUUCAUUACACAAGUGCUGCGUUUGAAAAAUCAUCGAGGCACUUGUGCGGCUUUACACGUAGAGUGUGUUGUUUGAUAUAGCAUGUCGCAAAUUGUUCAACGCGGUAUUUUGCAGUUUGGAUAACAUUAACCGGUGGAAAAUUUAGUCUAUGCAGUCUCCAUAGCUUAACACCACGUGUUUCCUACGUCACAGUAAUAUUUUUUAUGUGUAACCACCGUGACCAUAGUAUGUCGACUUCCAUUUUUAAAGUGAUGUUAUCCGUGAGUGCCAAUCUCUUUGGCCGGUGAUAGAGCUAUAUAUAUAGCUGAAGCCUUGCUAUAUAGUAGAUUACAAGCCAGUUAACCGCUGCGGUCUACGGCAUACCACUAUAACCGGCCUAACUCUGUCUGCAAUUUUGUAGUUCCAAAGUGCACGUUUUGUAUUUCCGCGGUUCCUGCGUGUGUGAACUUGUCCUUAGUGCUGUAAAGUGUGUUAUUCGGUCUAUGUUUUUUGAAUCUCUUCAUUUACAAGGUAUAAAUUAAGUCUUAGUAAUAACCUUCAUACCUACUACCCUAAAAUUGGUUGUAUCUGAAUGUUCUAAAUAUAGUUAUACUACUAGAGCUAGAAAUGUUUAAUAAAACUAUGCGGCGUUAGUCAGGCUAUAAACAUACAGCCGCUUUAAAACACGCAUAACGUGUUUAACAGCACAGUUGUAUAUAAAACACAUCGUAAGUGUCUUAGCAGUUAAUGUUCUGUAUAGUUAUUUAAAUGUAAUAUGAAAGUUAAAACGAUUUUGAACUAGUAGGUAUUAUUUCCAAUCUGAAUUAACCUUAAGUGUUAACAUAACAUUGUAAAUGUAAUAAUUAAACAUUUAUUUUAUUUUCUUUAAACUUUUUUUUUAUUAAUAUAGAAUACAUUGCCAGUUCACAAUCGUUAUAGGUAUUAUACACAUAGACAGUAUAUAUACAGUAUUUCAUAGGUAUGAAACGACAAAAUGAUUAAAGUCAAAAUUUUACUUUAUAAUUAUUAUUUUAUAAAAACGUUAUUGAGUUACAAAUUAUUUUCAGUGUUUAUUACGAAUAUACAAAGUGUAUUUCUAAGUAUAUUAUGUUGUGUUUGGAGAAAAUAAGUGCAGAUUUUUAUGUAGCUGUUAAAAUACUUAUAGUCCUCGGCACCUAUUAGUUCCUAUAUUAACAUACAUUGACAUUAGACUGUGUGGUGAGUUGUGGUACGCUCUGCAUAUGCUUAGCUGGGUGCCUGUGACACCAAAUUUUUAUUAUUUAAAAUGUAUCUUAGUAGAUACACCAACACAUAUAUUCAGAGGUGGAUUAUCCAUUAGGAAACCUAGGCAGUGGUCUUCGUGCUUUCACAUGAAAAAGGAAAAAUGUAAUUUUUAUUGUGUAAAUAUUUUAAACCUUCUAUAAAACUGUAAAGCAUAAAACCACUGAGUUGAUUGUAUGAUAGUGAUAUGGUAGUGGUAUAUUAUAUAGCUGGAGAUACAGGUUUAUUAUGCAAUAUUAGUUUCUGUAUAUGACCGCCAAAGGAGACCUGAUAAGAUGCUUGGUGAUGUGUCUAGGCCACCCUUGACAACUCGAUACCUCAGUUACAGAGUAACAAUUCAGAAAAAGGUUCCAAAAGAAAUCAACUCGAGUUGUUACUGUAUGAACGGAAAGUUUGGAUAUCAUCCCCACCAUCUGGAUGUGUGGCGUUCCUCCACAGUGCGGUUUUUAAGAAACUUUCUUUCAAAUAGCUGUGAAAUGAGCUCAUUCUUGGAAGAAAAGACGCUUCCUUGUGCGGUGUUUCCAGAACUAUACGACAUGGGUUCGUACUGUUAUACGCCGGUCGUGUAGGUAUUAAUGCUGACCUAAUUGCUAUUCCAUCACAUAACCAGCAUUAGUCAGGGCAGCCAGUUUGUGCUUGCCCUUCAUAAGUUACGGUUCUGCCCAAGGGUCUCUAAAAACGUUAUUGUAUAAUCAAGUCUUCAUAUUCAUUAUUAGUUAUUUAUGCAACUGUAGUGUAAUAAGGGGUAUUAAAACACGAAUGUGGACUUAUCACACGAUCGCACUAGGGGAUGCCGAGUGUGAUAAUAGUAUGAGUGUUUUAAUACCUAAUUAUCAACAGUUGCAUACAAGACUUUAUCUACACCCAGAAUAUGAAUCCUCUAAAAGAUUCUGGAACAGUUAGCUUACUGCUAACAUUAAAACACCUGUUCUAGUAGUUACCUAAUAUAAUUCAUUACCGAUUAUAUACAAAUAAACUAAGUAUUAAUGAAACAAUUAUUUAUUUUAGUAGUAAUUUACAUUUUGUAUAGUGCAAUAAUUAAAAUUCACUCGAAUAUAAUGUUCUUUUGCGGCGUUUAAAAUGAAUCGCUCAUUUUUUGUAAACAAAACAAUAAAAAAAUCGAAGAAAAAUGGCGGGGAUUUCUAAUAACCUACUUUUUUUACGGCGCGCGACGUUCUGGUAGUGUGGAACGCCCGUAGAUGAAAAUGUUCUUUUUUUGAAAUUCAUACAGAUACCACGCAUCGAGCAAUAAGAAUGUGGCUGUCUGUUGAAACUGCCCAUGAGGGAUCGGCAAAAAAAACAGGAGUGUUGUUAUGAAAUUCAGUACAACAUUGCAACACUCGUUUGGAUGAUGUAAUGGUUAUUAGAACAUUGGGUGUUUUAAUGUUGACAAUAAGCUAACUGUUUCAGAAUCUUUAAUAGAGGAUUUAAAGCAUGGGUGUAGAUAAAAUAUAUUAUAAUUCUGUCAUAAUGUGUGUAAUAAAAAGCGAACUCAAAAGAGACCCAUAACAGUACAUUCAAAAAAAGGGCAUACACUGCCGGCAACGCUCUUGUGAUCUCCCUGGUAUUGUAGCAGAAUGUGGGCGGCGGUGAUCACUUAACAUCAGAUGACCCGUACGCUCGUUUGUCCUCUCUUCAAUUAAAAUAUUCUAGACUUAAAGAAUUAUCUGAAGUAACAACUAUUGUAGUUGUAGGUAUUGCAUUCACUUAACAACUUGUUUCUCUGUGAUGAUGGGUUAUCGUUUAUGGAACAUUUUCUCAUACUUUUUUUUAAACUUACUGAAUUUCAGACUUGUUACUCUAUGGAACUGAGGUAUUGAUCCGCCUCUGCAGAUACUCAAACAUUUAAAAAUAUCCAUCAAAAACAUAAAGUACUACAACUAUCACUGCACAUUUAUUACGCACACUGCUGAAGGUCGAUGUUGAGGACUAUAUUUCUAUUAUAUAACAUAAAUGAAAAAUAUAUAAAUAAUUUUUAUUAUUUCUGUUUGAUGAUUUUUUGAUGUGUUUAAUGUUUUAGAGUUAUUAAAAUAAUAUAAAAUGUA